UCCCAUUCCACUCUCCCCACCCUCUCAUUUCUCUCUCUAUCCUCUAUUCUCUCCUCCCUCUUUCAUUGUGGUCCAGAGGGGUUGUCCCAGGAGUGCUUUGAGUCCGGGGAGCAGAGAAUUGCACAGUGACCGAAAGCCACAGAAAGAGCAGCACCUCCAGUGGGAUCCUACAGAAACGUUGCUUCAUCUGGACGUCGAUAUUCAUUUACAGCUUUUGGGUUUUCAAGAAAUUCCUGCCAAAGGAGGGUUUUUUUAUAUGUUUGUUUUUAUUUUCUAGAAGUUAGCAAAGGAAGACAGAUGACAGACUUUAGGGCAGCUCUAAAACCCAGCUCUGGGCCUAAGCCGGGUUCUGAGAUCAAAACUAGCACACCUGCAAAGGUUGACUUUAGAUCAUUGCUCAAUAAAAAAGAUGGUUCUUCCAAAGCACCUGUGGCCACAACACCCCCAAGCCGCGGACCUUCAGACUUCAGGUCUGUCCUGAGCAAGAAACAAGCAGCAGAAUCCGUGAAGACGGAGGAAAAAGAACAGAACUCCACAAAACCAGCACCAAAGACACCUCAGAAGGAAAAGCAAAGUGGUGUCAAUGGAGUCAAUGGUGGUGCAGUUGAUAAAAAGAGUACUCUAAAGGAAAACACAACAACAACAACAGAGAAAAAAGACAGCAAAACUGAUGCAGGGACAAUUGGAAAAAAGGAGAAAUCCAGCCCGGAGAAGAAGACAAGUGAUGGACAGAUAACAGAGUCUAAUGACAAGAAAGUUGUGAAUGGAGGAGAGAAGGAUGCAGGAAAGCCACCGGUUUUCAAACAGCCUCUCAGUGACAUCACUGUGGUGGAUGGAGAGAGGCUGAGGUUAGAGUGUCAGGUGACCUCUGACCUCCAAGCUGCCAUCACCUGGAUACUAGAUGGGAAAACGGUGAAGCCAUCCAAGUUCAUUGUCUUAUCACAUGAAGGUGAAAAAUGCUCGCUUACAAUCGACAAGGCGCUACCUGAAGACGAAGGACGCUACACAUGUAGAGCAGAGAAUGCGCACGGUAAAGCAGAGUGUUCCUGUGUGGUCACUGUAGAUGAUCCUUCAGACCCAUCAGCAGAUAAGAAGAACAGAAAGAGCUCUUCUGCAACUCCCACUACAGAAAAUGAAGCCAGAAUAAAGAAGAAACCAGCUCCCACCAAACAAGGUUCUCCACCUCAGUUUCUACAUUUCCCUGGAGAUCAGAAGAUCCGGGCGGGAGAAAAGGUGGAGCUGUUGGGCAACUUUGGAGGAUCGCCACCAAUAACCUGCACUUGGCUUAAAUUCAAAAAGCCGAUCCAGCCAGGAAAUGGAGGCAUUUCCAUAGAGACCACAGAGAACAGCAGUCAGCUGACCAUCGCAGCGAGUGACCAGGAUCACUGUGGCUGCUAUACUCUUGAACUGCAGAAUAAAUUUGGCCUCAAGCAGGCCUCGCUGAACCUCACAAUCGUAGAUAAGCCGGACCCUCCAGCUGGUAUCCCCGCUGCCUCUGAUAUCCGCCGGUCCUCGCUUACUCUUUCUUGGUAUGGGCCCACUUAUGAUGGUGGCAGCAUCGUCCAGUCGUACAACCUGGAGAUCUGGAACUCGGUGGACAACACAUGGAAUGACCUCACAUCCUGUAACAGCACAUCUUUCCAUGUCCAGAACCUCCUCAGUGACCGUCAGUACAAAUUCCGGGUUCGAGCUGUGAAUGUGUAUGGGGUUGGAGAGCCCAGUGCAGAAUCUGGACCCAUUGAAGUGGGAGCGGAGGAGGUUACAGAGAAAAAGGAAGAGGAGGAGGUUGGAGCCGCUGUGUCUGAUGAUGAUGAAGAGAAAGAGCCAGAAUAUAGAGAUGUGGUCAUUAAGAAAGACUGCAGCGUCAAGGACUUCUAUGAUAUAGAGGACCGCUUAGGAACGGGUAAAUUUGGUCAAGUCUUCAAACUAGUGGAGAAGUCCAGUAAAAAGGUAUGGGCAGGGAAGUUCAUCAAGGCAUUCUCACAAAAGGAAAAGGAGAACGUGAGGCAGGAGAUCGGCAUCAUGAACAGCCUCCACCACCCCAAACUGGUGCAGUGUAUGGACGCCUUCGAGGGAAAAUCGGACAUGGUCAUGGUCAUGGAGAUGAUUUCUGGCGGCGAGCUGUUUGAGCGAAUCGUGGAUGAAGAUUUCGAGCUGACCGAGCGAGAGGUGAUUAAGUACAUGCUGCAGAUCAUAGAUGGAGUCCAGUUCAUCCACAAGCAAGGCAUCGUCCACUUAGAUCUUAAACCAGAGAACAUCAUGUGCAUAAACAAGACCGGAAGCAAGAUCAAGCUCAUUGACUUUGGGCUUGCUCGAAGACUAGAGGAUUCUGGCUCUCUGAAGGUUUUGUUUGGGACUCCUGAGUUUGUUGCUCCUGAGGUGAUCAAUUAUGAGGCUAUCAGCUACCCAACAGACAUGUGGAGCAUUGGCGUCAUCUGUUACAUUCUUGUCAGUGGUCUAUCGCCAUUCAUGGGAGACAACGAUAACGAAACCCUCGCCAACGUCACCUCAGCCACCUGGGAUUUUGAGGAUGAGGCAUUUGAUGAGAUUUCAGAUCAAGCCAAAGACUUCAUCAGCAGGCUUCUGAAAAAAGACAUGAGGGCCAGACUGACCUGCGCUCAGUGUUUCGAGCACUCCUGGCUCAAACAGGACACCAAAAACAUGGAAGCUAAACAGCUGUCCAAAGAAAGGAUGAAAAAGUACAUCCUGAGACGUCGCUGGCAGAAAACUGGGAAUGCAGUGAGAGCCAUUUCCAGAUUCAGCUCUAUGGGAAUGUUAGGAGGGAUCGGCCCAAAGAAAAGCUCUCCAACUGAAGAAGAGCCUCCAGCACCAUUUCUUGAGAGCGUGGAGGAUGAAAACCACACUCCAGCAGCGCCCAGCUUCGCCUCUGUCAUUCAGGAUGUGGAAGUGGUGGAAGGCAGCGCUGCCCGCUUUGACUGCAAGAUUGAAGGCUGCCCAGAUCCUGAGGUGGUGUGGUACAAAGAUGACCAACCUAUUAAGGAGACACGCCACUUCCAGAUUGACUAUGAGGAGGACGGCCACUGUAGUCUGGUGAUCUCAGAAGUUUGCCCUGAUGAUGACGCCAAGUACACCUGCAAAGCCGUCAACGGCCUGGGAGAAGCAUCCUGCACCGCUGAGCUGAUGGUGGAGUUUAUGCAGGAGGAGGAGGGAGACGCUGAAGGAGAGGAAGAGGACUGAACAAUGAUGAAGAAUGCACUGAAUAACCCAGGAACCGAAUAUCUUAAUCAUUUACACACCAAGUCAAUUCUUCUUUAAUUUUACAUCGUAUUUAUGUGUCUUCUUACUGCCUAGAAUAGUAUGGAGAGAGCAAAACAGUUUUUGAGUACAACUGUUUGCUAAAAUCAGAGACAUUCCAGCUUGAGCCUUUAAUUAUCCCUGACUGAAUUUCCAAAAGGAACUAUCUAUGUGACAACCUAUGUAGGCAACACAGGCUCAUUGAGAAAACGUGCUUGCAUGUAUAGUUAAAGAUAAAAUUAUUAGCCCUG
Molecule: messenger RNA, 3506 nt
Organism: Danio rerio (zebrafish)
Lineage: Eukaryota; Metazoa; Chordata; Actinopteri; Cypriniformes; Danionidae
Source: RefSeq, a predicted model, not a curated record